This is a messenger RNA of Malania oleifera, 2072 nucleotides long. RefSeq lists its product as uncharacterized. The transcript is spliced from 9 exons. NCBI's taxonomy places the organism in Eukaryota, Viridiplantae, Streptophyta, Magnoliopsida, Santalales, Ximeniaceae. The coding region runs from base 370 to 1869 and encodes 499 amino acids. The record is from RefSeq and is a predicted model, not a curated record.
GUGCGAAGUGGCGGGUGUAUUUGCUUCUUUCCACUUGUUAAGGAGCUUUGAUUCUUUGAAUGGUUUACGCGAGUCCCUUAAAACGACGCCGUCCGAUUCACAACGCGGCAACCCUUCUCUUCCUGCGUCAAUUUUCUUUUUCUUUGUUUGCGAAGCUCUUCCUGCGUCACCGGAGUCGCCCGUACUUGGCCGUUGGCCGUCCCCCUCUCUCUCUCUCUCUAAAACAUGCGCACACAUUCCCACACAGGCGCAUUCAAAACCCUAAUUUCUGUAUCUUGAACGUUUCUGAAAUCUCUGGCACUUGCUCGUCGGAAUCGAAUUGUGCAUGCCGUUCAUUCACACUUCGCAGUUUUUGCAGAAGUCAGUUUUAUGAUGGAAGCUGAAAACCCUAGAAGCGAAGAAUCAACUGCAUCAUUGCUGGCACACAAUGACAGUUCAAGAAAUGAUGGGCUCAUCCCGCAGAUUUUUACCUCGGUUCCAGCUCUGAAUGAAGCUGCUUCUUAUCUUGCAGAAACCACUUCAUAUAUUACCCGUUGUUUCUCUGAAUUUCCUGAACCUUCAUCUUCAGAUUAUAGUGAGAAUGCACAGGAAUUGGUGACAAUUUCCUCUGGACAGAGUAGAGGGUCUUGGCCUAGUGAUAAUCUGUCUUCAGAUGGAAGUCAUUCUGCAUUUUCUGAAUCAUUGAAUGUUGCAACUGCUGCUCCAGCCGUACAUGAUGGAAUAAGUAGGAGCUUAUCUCGGGAUUCAUCUUCAAAUUCUAGUGGGCCCAUGGAAUCAGCUCUUACCUUCCAAAAUGGAAUUUCCAUGUUUCAAGGACUUAUUGAGCGGGCUCGGAGAACUGUUCGUGGAUCUGCAGAAGAUAUCGGAUGGCUACAGCAUUCUCCAGGAAUGCCUCCAGUUGAACAUGGAACCCAAAGAUUCACGGAACUUCUUGAUAACAUCAGGCAUGGCGUGCACAAGUUGCCAGACUCAGUGGUUUAUUUGUUGGUCCCAGGUCUUUUUAGCAAUCAUGGACCACUUUAUUUUGUUAGUACAAAAUUGAGUUUUUCAAAGAUGGGUCUGACCUGUCAUAUUGCCAAGAUUCACAGUGAGGCUUCAGUUGAGAAAAAUGCCAGGGAGAUCAAGGACUACAUCGAGGAAAUAUAUUGGGGUUCCAAUAAACGCAUCUUGCUUCUUGGACAUAGCAAAGGGGGAGUAGAUGCAGCAGCUGCUUUAUCAAUGUAUUGGCCAGAUUUGAAAGAUAAGGUUGCUGGGUUGGCAUUGGUGCAGAGUCCAUAUGGUGGGAGCCCAAUUGCUUCAGAUAUCUUGCGUGAAGGACAACUGGGUGAUUAUGUGAACUUACGCAAGCUCAUGGAGAUUCUGAUCUGUAAAGUGAUUAAGGGUGAGUUGCAAGCUCUGGAAGACUUGACUUAUGAGAAGAGGAAGGAGUUCUUGAGGAAACACUCUCUGCCAAGAGAGCUCCCUGUUGUUUCAUUCCACACUGAAGCUAGCAUUACUCCUGCAGUUCUAGCUACAUUAUCUCAUGUUGCACAUGCCGAGUUACCCAUGGUUGCUCCUCUGUCAUCAGGCGAACCCACAAAGUUCCCAGUGGUAAUUCCCCUCAGUGCAGUGAUGGCUGCCUGCGCCCAGCUGCUUCAAGUCAGGUACGGAGAGAAGAGCGAUGGGCUCGUCACAUGCCGUGAUGCAGAAGUCCCUGGAUCUGUUGUGGUGCGGCCACAGCGCAAGUUAGACCAUGCGUGGAUGGUUUAUUCAACAUUGAAUGAUGACCCUUCUGAAGAGAAUGCUUCUCAGGUGUGUGAAGCUCUUCUGACGCUGCUUGUGGAAGUUGGACAUAAAAAAAGACAUGAACUUGCCAUGAAAGAUGAAUGAGGCCAAUGCUAUUACUUAUUAGCAUUGAUAUUAAUAUCACAGCAUUUUUGCAAUAUCUUCUAAUUUUCUGUCUUUAAUUCAUUUGUUUUUUCUGUGCUUAAUUCAUUUGUUUUUUCUUGCAUAUAAACUCUGCACUCAUGUGAAUUCAUCUCUGUUGAAUUCUGUUAUUUCUUUACUUGACAGUAAAAUUUUCUUCUUUCAAA